AUGAAACUAAGUAUCUUUGACAAGGAGAGCGAGAAGUUUAUUUUAAGUCGUAUGGAAGGAUUGAAACAUCCAAAUAAGCGUCGUUAUGCGACGAUUGCUAAUGAGCUUUCUAAAGAGAUACCUAAAGAGAAACCCUACACUUCAAAACAAAUUCAGCAUCAUUGGGAAAAUAGUCUCAAACCAAAUCUUUGUAAAAUUCCUUUAAGUGACGAUGAGAAAGAAUUUAUCAUCCAUUGGGCUGAAAAAAAUCAAAGACAAAACGGCGUCAUUCCCCUGACCAAAUUAAUUCCUAUAAUGGAAGAAGAAUUUGGUAAAUUACGCUCCGAAAACCAAAUCAAGAACUUUUGGUACCCAACAAGAAAAAGGCAACUUAAUGAAAUAAUACGAAUAAAAGAACGACUUGCAGUUUUAGAACCCAAUCCGGAUCCUCCACAAUUUUAUUUUCCGCAAUUAAACCCUAUCUUUUGA
This is a messenger RNA of Funneliformis mosseae, 468 nucleotides long. The record is from the annotation of a GenBank genome assembly. Lineage: Eukaryota; Fungi; Glomeromycota; Glomeromycetes; Glomerales; Glomeraceae.